UUAUACCUCUAAAUUGGGCUGGUGUAACAAUUGAAAUCAUAUAGCAGCCCCACAAAUACAAUAUGCCCUUCUUGUCCUUCAAAUAAAUCAGCUGAUGUAGAUCGCUGAAAUUCCGGUUGGUGUUCACAUUUGACAUUUGAAUUUGAUAAUAAAAAUAUAAACAAACAAAGUCGUAAAGAGAUUUACUUACAUAGGUUGAAAAAACAAUAUAACCCAGAAACAAAAUAAAUAGCCAGUUUUGAACAGAAAAAGGCAUAUACAAAGAUCUGUUUUCAGAAUAAUGGCCGAAACCACCGACGAUAUCGCCGAUGAAGAUAUCAUAAUCAAUGCUCAAGAUGGCUUGCCUAAUGUCCAUCCAAACCUACUUCCCGAACAAGAAAUUGGAGAUUCCCCAAAUGAAUGUGAAGAAGAUGACUUUGAGGGACUUCCUUCAUCCUUGAUAGUCACAAACAUACAUGAUGCGGUAUUCAGUAGCUCAGAAAAAAAACAAGAAUUAGAAGAAUUAUUUAAAAUAUAUGACCCCAAUGUAACAUUUCAAUGGCUUAAGAGUUUUAAAAGAUUGAGGGUGAACUUCACAACUCCACUGGCUGCAGCCACCGCCAGGAUUGAGUUGCAUCAGUACAACUACAAAAACCAGAUUAUUACUUGUUAUUUUGCUCAGCCUGUCACACCAGUGAAAAAUUCUAGUUUGCAACCACCAGCCCCAUAUAAACAGUUCCUUAUUUCACCUCCUGCAUCACCACCACUGGAUUGGGUACCCCACCCAGAGGGUGAGCCAAUAAUAAACAAUGAUUUACUAGCAGCUCUUGCUAGUUUGUCACCUGGAGGAUCUCAUGAAUUACAUCCCCCAUCUCCUGGACAACCCAGUAUUGUAGUUCACACUGCCCUAGGGGUAAACAACACAGGAACGAAACCGAAAAUUGUUCACACUGCGUUUCCAAAUCGUAUUUAAAGAAAUGAGUGUAUGUUAACUGUAAAUAAAUGGAUAAAUGUUAUGUACCUUAAAUACGAAAUACAUGCAUAAAAUGGCAUGUAGCCGUUUUGUUUAUUUAAUAAAAAAAUAAAGUUUUUUUUUGCUGCA
Molecule: messenger RNA, 1081 nt
Organism: Anthonomus grandis grandis
Lineage: Eukaryota; Metazoa; Arthropoda; Insecta; Coleoptera; Curculionidae
Gene: sra
Product: protein sarah
Exons: 5
Coding region: 281-952 (223 amino acids)
Biological process (GO): calcium-mediated signaling
Cellular component (GO): cytoplasm; nucleus
Molecular function (GO): calcium-dependent protein serine/threonine phosphatase regulator activity; nucleic acid binding
Source: RefSeq, a predicted model, not a curated record